Ochotona princeps (American pika) is the source of this 805-nucleotide messenger RNA. It is a transcript of the gene GOLT1A, whose product is annotated as golgi transport 1A. Bases 117 to 668 code for a protein of 183 amino acids. The record is from RefSeq and is a predicted model, not a curated record. Gene Ontology annotation, cellular component: membrane; endoplasmic reticulum. Lineage: Eukaryota; Metazoa; Chordata; Mammalia; Lagomorpha; Ochotonidae. Gene Ontology annotation, biological process: endoplasmic reticulum to Golgi vesicle-mediated transport; retrograde transport, endosome to Golgi. The transcript has 6 exons.
GUUCCUUUCACAACCACCAAGGGUCAGUUUCUGUCAGCAGGCACAGGUCUGUCACUCUGGGCCACUCACCACCUGCCAGCCAACCUGCAGGAAAUCCCCCCCAGGCUGCCGGAGACAUGAUCUCCAUCACCGAGUGGCAGAAGCUCGGUGUGGGCAUCACUGGCUUCGGCAUCUUCUUCAUCCUCUUCGGAAUACUCCUGUACUUUGAUUCGGUGCUCAUGGCCUUUGGAAACCUGCUGUUCCUGACCGGCCUCUCCUUCAUCAUCGGCGUGAGGAAGACUUCAGCCUUCUUCUUCCAGAGGCACAAACUUGACGGCACCAGCUUCUUCCUGGGGGGCGUGCUCCUGGUGCUCAUGCGCUGGCCUCUCCUGGGCAUGCUCCUGGAAGCCUAUGGAUUCUUCCGCCUUUUCAAGGGUUUUUUCCCUGUGGCCUUUGGCUUCCUGGGUAAUGUCGCCAACAUUCCCUUUCUGAGCGCGGGCCGUGACCAGGGAGCUGGGAGAGUGAGCCCAGGAACUCUGUUCCCUGCUGAGUUCCUGUUCACUUCCAAAGAGUCUCACCACCUUAGAGACCCCACGGAGCUCCCACUUGGCCCACGGAAGCAAGAUUCAUCCCUUCAAGGCCUCAACCCUUUGACCCUGGCCUCCAUCUUGCACAGGCCCCGUGGCUGACCUGCUCCUGCAUCCCUCUCCCGUCUCAGCCUCAGGACGCCCAGAGCUAGGACUGCCUCUCCUCACCAGGAUGCGCUCACUGGCUUGGUGGCCGCUGCUGCUGUCCCUCUGUGCCACCUGUUUCAGGGAAAGACCUG